Ilex paraguariensis (yerba mate) is the source of this 951-nucleotide messenger RNA. Lineage: Eukaryota; Viridiplantae; Streptophyta; Magnoliopsida; Aquifoliales; Aquifoliaceae. The record is from the annotation of a GenBank genome assembly.
AUGUAUAAAGUUGCAAGUGCAUCAGAAUACCUGGUGAUCACCGGUGUUGGCAUCGGUGACAUAAAAAUAGCUAAGAAAGCAUGGAUCCUUCCGGGUCAAUAUUGCACCGUCUUCGACAUCUCACCUGUAAAUUACACCUUCGAAGUCCAAGCUAUGAGCGCCGAAAAGCUCCCUUUUGUCCUCCCGGCGGUCUUCACCAUCGGCCCACGGAUCGACGACGACGAUAGCCUCCUCAAAUAUGCUAAGCUCAUCUCUCCCCAUGACAAACUCUCUCACCAUGUCAAAGAGCUCGUCCAAGGCAUCAUCGAAGGCGAAACUCGUGUCCUAGCAGCCUCAAUGACCAUGGAAGAAGUUUUCAGAGGAACCAAAGAGUUCAAGCAAGAAGUGUUUGCGAAAGUUCAACUUGAACUUAACCAGUUUGGACUUUUGAUCUAUAAUGCAAAUGUCAAACAGUUGGUGGACGUGCCAGGGCACGAGUAUUUCUCUUACUUGGGCCAAAAAACCCAGAUGGAAGCUGCUAAUCAAGCGAAAGUCGAUGUUGUGGAGGCGAGGAUGAAGGGAGAGAUUGGUUCAAAGCUUCGAGAUGGACAAACGCUUCAAAACGCCUCGAAGAUUGAUGCAGAGACGAAGAUUGUAUCGACGCAAAGGCAAGGGGAGGGGAAGAAAGAGGAGAUAAAGGUGAAGACGGAGGUGAAGGUUUUCGAGAACCAAAGAGAGGCAGAAGUGGCGGAGACGAACGCAGAAUUGGCGAAAAAGAAGGCUGGAUGGGCUAAGGGGGCGCAGGUGGCGGAGGUGGAGGCGACAAAGGCAGUGGCUCUUCGAGAGGCUGAGUUGCAGAGGCAAGUUGAGGUUAUGAACGCCUUGACCCAUACGGAGAAGCUUAAGGCUGAGUUUUUGAGCAAGGCUAAUGUUGAGUAUGAAACCAAGUCAUUGCUUCCACGAAUGCGCUAA